This is a messenger RNA of Colletotrichum truncatum, 474 nucleotides long. RefSeq lists its product as uncharacterized. Lineage: Eukaryota; Fungi; Ascomycota; Sordariomycetes; Glomerellales; Glomerellaceae. The record is from RefSeq and is a predicted model, not a curated record.
AUGUUUGUCAAAUCCAUCAGUAUCACGGCCAUUGCCGCCGCCAUCUUCGCCGCUCAAGCCGCCCAAGCCACGGCCGGAAUUUGGGAUUCCCUCAGCUGCACUGAAGUCUCCUUUGAGACCCUGUUUGCCGUCAAGAACGCAGACAACACCGUUGUUGGCCCCAAGGGUCUCUACGCCACUACUACCGACAACCAAUGCGUCUAUGUGGAUGGCUCUGCUGGAGGCGCCUUUGCGACUGAUCACCCUUCUGACCAUGCGUGGUUCAUUAGCGUCGCUAAGGCCUCUGGUGCCGGUGGUAUCGACUUUCUGUCUCCCAAUCUCCCUCGAGGGCUGGAGACGCGCCAAGCCAGCUGCGGCCAGAUUUGUGAUUCCAGUCUGGGAUCGCCAAGGACUUGCAACUCCUGCAGCUGCCGAUACGAUUACACCACUUGCGGCACCGGUGGCUUCUGCACUUCCUUCUACAGAUGCAAGUAA